Auxenochlorella protothecoides is the source of this 963-nucleotide messenger RNA. Its product is annotated as Putative deoxyribonuclease TATDN1. Bases 1 to 963 code for a protein of 320 amino acids. Lineage: Eukaryota; Viridiplantae; Chlorophyta; Trebouxiophyceae; Chlorellales; Chlorellaceae. The record is from RefSeq and is a predicted model, not a curated record. Gene Ontology annotation, cellular component: cytosol. The transcript has 8 exons. Gene Ontology annotation, molecular function: 3'-5'-DNA exonuclease activity.
AUGCCGCCCGCACAAAAGCUCGCGGCCAACCUGAUCGGUAUGCUGGACGCGGAUAUCGGCGCCAACCUCACGGACCCCAUGUUCUUGGGGAGCUACCAUGGCAAGACUGGCGUCCACCCACCUGACCUGGACCGCGUCUUGCAGAGGGCCUGGAGUGCAGGCCUAACACGGAUUGUGAUCACUGCCACCAAUCUGGAGGAAAGCAGGGUAGCACUGGCCCUGGCACGCACAGAUGCCCGGCUAUACUGCACGGCAGGCGUGCACCCCACUCGUUGCGGGGAGAUUGAGGCUGCCCCUGAGGGUGCCGCCGCCUACUGGGAGGCACUGCGCGGCGUGCUGGAGGAGGGGAAGAGGGAGGGGAAGACCGUGGCGGUGGGGGAGUGUGGUCUCGACGGUGACAGGCUGCAGUUCUGCGACAUGGUCACGCAGCAACGCUGGUUCGAGGCCCACUUCCGCCUGGCCGCCGAGGUCCAGCUGCCCAUGUUCCUGCACCUGCGGGCCGCCGCACCUGCUUUCCUCGACACCCUCGCCAGGCAGCCAGCGGGUGCUCUGCGGGGCGUGGUGCACUCUUUCGAUGGGACGCUGGAGGAGGCCCACAAAGUGCUGUCCUACCCGGGCCUCUUCAUAGGACUUAACGGGUGCAGCCUGAAGACAGGCAAGUGCCUGAGGCUGGCGGAGAAUGUCGCGGUGGCGGCUGCCCUCCCGCUGGACCGGAUCCUGCUCGAAACGGAUGCCCCCUGGUGCGAGAUCCGGCCGAGCCAUGCUGCACAUGUUCACGUCCAGACCAGGCUCCAGGUCAGGGACAAGAAGAAGUGGGACCCAGACGCAGCGAUCAAGUCGAGGAACGAGCCCGCCAACCUUCGUCAGGUCCUGGAGGCAGUGGCGGGGGCACGCGGGAUGGAGGCUGGCGCCCUGGCAGCCCAGGUGCAUGCCAAUGCCCUCGCCCUGUUCUUCUCCGGCUGA